UAGUAAGUAAAAAGGGAAAGGAAAGUCAACUCAGCGUCGCUCCAGAGCGAAUGAAUGAGUUGUGCGUCUGGCAGGCAGUAAGGAAGAAGUCUCUUAUCAUGGCACAUGGCAUGAUGUCGAUGGCGGUGUAGAACUGUCUGCUGACGAUUAGGCUGAGAAGGAUAACGAACAGCAGGCAACCUACUAGGCGAUCCAAAGCUGAAAAGGUCACAAGAAGAACUAGAAUUUCCAUACUGGAGUUAAACAAAUUAUUUCUUACUAUUAGAGAGAAACACAUGAUACUUGUAGAUGGAUGCUUAUGUAAGGCAAUCAUAAGUGAGUGAAAUGCAAGUAUCCCAAGGGGCCACAACAGAAACAUGGGUUCUAUUCUCAGAGCAUAUUCAAACCUAUUAAGUAAAUUCCCCACUACAAUGCAGUGUCUUCAGGCAGGUACGUUGAUGGGAGUUGGAGAUGCCAGUUCCCAGUUCUUUGUUGAAGGCAAGUCAUUCGAUGAAUAUGAAUGGAGGAGAACUGCACGCUUCUUUGCUAUCGGCACCUUCUUUGUUGGUCCUGUGCUGACAAAAUGGUAUGGUCUCCUUGAUUGCAAGUUUGGUUCUGGGAAAGGAAUUUCUGCUGUUAAGAAGGUGGCUUCAGAUCAGCUGAUCUUUGCACCAUCUUUCCUUGGAGCAUUUUUAUCUGUGCUGGGCAUCACACAGGGCCACUCAGUUGCUCAAAUACAACAAGAAAUAAAGACAAACUACAAAGACAUUAUUCUAACCAAUUGGAGUGUAUGGCCAGCAGUGCAGAUCAUCAACUUUUCCUUUGUAUCUCUUCACCAUCAGGUUUUAGUGGUGCAAACUUUUGCUGUAUUCUGGAAUACUUAUCUGGCAUGGAAGACAAAUAGGAGCCAGUAGUCUCCAGUUGUUCUCUACAAGCAAGAUUGUAAUUGUUAUACUUGCCAUCUGAGAGAGAGAGAGAGAGAGAGAGAGAGAGAGAGAGAGAGAGAGAGAGAGAGAGAGAGAGAGAGAGAGAGAGAGAGAGAGAGAGAGAGAGAGAGAGAGAGUUUAGAGUUUACCUAUAAAUUUGCUGUGGAAGAUGAGCUAAACUCGUGGUGUCCUGCUCACUUUCAUCCACUCAUCAUACUUUUCCUUGAAACUAUGAAUAUUACUUGCUCUCACUAUCUCUCUAGGUAGUUCAUUCCAAGCACAAACAGCUCUCGCUAGGAAGCUAUACUUCCCGAUAUCAGUCGUGUAUCCUGGCAAUCUCAGCUUGAACUCAUGACCACCUCUCGUUCUCCUCUCAGUGUCUAGCUCGAGGAAGUCCUCUCGGUCAAUCUUGUCCACCCCCUACACGCAUUUGAACAUCUGAAUCAUAUCUCCUCACUUCUUUCUUUCUGCAGGGCAUGCAAUCUCUUGGUAAUCCAUAUCUUGGAGGGUCGGUACUAACUCAGUUGCAGCUCUUUGCACCCUUUCUAACUUCCUUGUGUGCUUCUUUAGGUGCGGUGCCCACACUACCUGGGCAUACUCUAGUUUUGGCCUCAGAAUUGCUUCAAUGAUUUUCUUUACCAGAGACUAACUAAGGUGAACAAAAGUUGUUCAUAUAUUAGCUACUAUUGCCAACCCUUCUCCCACAAUUUUGUUUAUAUGUCCCUCUGGUGACUAGUUGUCCUGUAUUACAACCCCUAGAUCUUUUUCUCUCUCUCUACAUUUAAUAUCAGUCCCGCCCAAAUUGUAUCUUGCGUGUGGUCUGUGGAUACUUCUUCCCAUCUCCAGAACAUGAUACUUGUCAGCAUUAAACUCCAUCAUCCACUUUACACUCCAUUCAUGCAGGAAAUCCAAGCCCCUUUGCAGCCUAAGACAGUCAUCCGGUGUUUUCACUUGUCGCAUCAUCUUAGCAUCAUCCGCAAACAGAUUAAUAUAACUUCCCACUCCAUCUGAUAGGUCAUUUACAUAUAUUAGGAACAUUAGGGGUGCCAACACCAAUCCUUGUGGAACUCCACUUGUUACAUCAGCCCUUAGGGAACUCUUACCCCUUACCAUUGUCUUCAUUUUCCUCCCUGUCAAAUAACUUUUCAUCCAUUCCAAUAGCUUCCCUCCUAUACUGCCAUAACUUUCCAACUUCCAGAUCAGUCUGCUGUGAGAUACUUUAACAAAUGCCUUUCUUAGAUCGAGAUAAACACAAUCAGCCCAUCCUUCUUUUUGAUCCACAAUAUCAAUUACUCUGAGAGAGAGAGAGAGAGAGAGAGAGAGAGAGAGAGAGAGAGAGAGAGAGAGAGAGAGAGAGAGAGAGAGAGAGAGAGAGAGAGAGAGAGAGGGGAAUUAUAUUUAAGUCAGCUGUCCUGUUCAUUCAAGUGUUGGUGCCCUUUCAUUGAGGAACUGCAUUUAACUUGUGGCCCAAAAGUGUUGCUGGAGCUGAGCCUCAGCAAUGAAAGCUUCACUCCCAGGAAGUCAGUUGAUGGUGAAGGUGGUGUUGGGUUACUUUCAGGGAGAGAAGAAUUGGCUGCACAAGCUGGUCCAUUUCAUUCAGUUGGAUGCCCAUCCUGUGACAUGGUGUGUAUAGUCUUGUUAUAACUCAAUUGAAAUUAUUAAUUCCUGACAUCAAUUUUUUUUUUUCGUUACUUUUAUGAUAAUGACAUAUCUUGAUACACAGGCAAAGUUGAAGACCAUAGCAAGGCUCAAAAGCAAAAAUGUAUAUAUGCAUAUAACACUUCCCUAUUAGGUGUUUAUAUACAUACAAAACAUUGUAUGGGUUAGGUACUUAAACAUGCAACACUGAUGAAGAUUUUCUGUCUGCUCCCCAUGAGUUCCCUUAAAGAUAUUUGAUAAUGUUGAUUUUUAUAAAACAUUGAAUAAGCAGUUCAUUGAUAUUGUUACAUUAAGCACAGCUAUGUGUGUGUAUGUAGUCACUGCGAGACUGGUAACAGCCCAUGGAAAAGGAUAUGCUAGGCAGAACUUGUGAAGUUUAAUUCCUUGUGCAAGUGAAUACAACAGCAGUGAGUCCAAUACUGUCUCUGUAGUCAAAAUUCUUCUCACUAACUCACUGUUCCUCAUCUAACUGCUUACUUCACUUUUCCAAAUUAAUACUGUUCCUGGUUAAUAUAUGUAUACUGACUGACUUGUAUUGGUGAUCAAUGCCUCAUUUUAUACAAUAUCUGUUACAUAUAGAUAAUAAUAUAGAUAUUACAACCUCAAUCAUCUUGGUCACAUUACAUGAGCCACAGUACUACAAUACACAAUACAAGAGUAACUCUUACCAGAAGAAUACUAAACUAGGCAAUGCCCACCUGUAGCAAUGAGCAAGCUGGGACAUGCCAGACCAAGAAACUUUACUGAAUUUUCAAAUGACAUGCAGCCUUGAAGAGGUAAUAACAAAUUAGGUAUUUUAUGUCAAGUAAAAAUACCAAUUCACAUAGGAACAGAAAACUUAAAUAUCCACAACCUGGGCAGAGUCGAAUCUGCUGUCCCACUGAGAAAUGUGCGUUAGUUAGGUGUGGAGUGCCACAAUGAACAGUCUUCAGCAAAGCUACAAUUUGUAUAAGACUCCUAGGGACAGAAGUUGUUGACAAUAUCAUCAGUCAUAAUACAAAAUAAACUGGAAAGAGACAGGCAGACUCAUUAAUUGCCCAUUGAUUGUAAUUGUUUAAUGAUUGUUACAUAAAAAAAAAAAGUCAUGUAGUGAUAUGCCAUAAUCUGGUUAAGAAAUUCUGGAUCAAAAUGAUGCAUAGUAUUGACCAAAUAUAACUAUGUAAUAAAACUUACUGGAUGUUACUGUAUAUAAACAACUUAUGAAAUCAGGUUAUACUGUAUUUUUCAACUUGAUUGGACUUUGGUAAGAGGUUGGAAGCUGUCUUUAGGGCAGACUUAUGGGUGGAUGAGAUCAUGUCAACAUAUGUAAAAAUACAUACAGUACAUGUGCAUAUGAAGGAAAAAUAGACUCAGGUGAAAGGUGACCUGAGGGUUUUAUUUGUAUAUCAUUUAACCUAAAUUGAUAUUUCUAACAAAAAUUACAUAUAUUUGCUUAUUGACCUUAUAAGAAAUUUCUCUCUCUCUCUCUUUCUUAUUUAAACAUAACUUAGUACAAAGGACCAUGUACCCAAAGGGGCACUGUUGUGUGCUACCUAUUCUAAGGGUACUACUAUCUAUUUGUUUACAAUAUUUACAAAACUCAAGAUAGAUAAUAUACAAAAUGGUCAGUAUAUAAAUAGAGCACUAUUCACUUUCACCGCACUGCACUGCACUGAGAGUCACGUUAUGAUGAGUGUCAGAGGAGUUGGCAGUGUGUCUCCACUAAUGAGCCAUAAGUUUGACACUGUGAGUGUUCAUCUCCUGUACUUGAGGCACCACAGUCAAGAACAAAUUUCACAUCCUGGAGACAUAUCCUGCGAAGGUGCUUUGGUGCUGACAACCGUGGGAUCGCGGCACCUCUACGGCGUCACCACCAUUGAGCAUUGUUCUCGUACUCCGUGUGGAGACCCUUAGAGAAUGAUGCAGCCCUGCCAGAUGUGGCACUUUUUGCACCUGUGCCUUAUGAACACUACAAUCACCGCUACGUCUCUGUGGUGUUCUAGUGUAUCGAGAGGACACUCAGGCUCUGGGUGAGGUGGGGGUGCAGCAUCUACUAACCGUAAGGCACAGUGUUGAAUGCUGUCCCGCCUUCUGUGUGUGUGCUGCAUAUUCCAGGUGGGGCCAUACCUGUGCCUUGUACAGCAGCAGUCUCCCCUUCCUGUUGAGGAAGCUGGCCACCCUUCUCAGAACGGAGAUCUCUCUCUCUCCCAUAAUUUCUUUGGGUGUAUUUCUUUUGAUAUUGUGGUUAAUUAGCAUAAGUACUGUACCACUGUUAAUAGGUCUACAUAAUAUAUUUAGAAAAUACAAUGUACUUUUUGCAACU
Messenger RNA from Portunus trituberculatus (swimming crab), 4866 nucleotides. RefSeq names its product protein Mpv17-like. Lineage: Eukaryota; Metazoa; Arthropoda; Malacostraca; Decapoda; Portunidae. The record is from RefSeq and is a predicted model, not a curated record. The transcript is spliced from 5 exons. Bases 357 to 893 code for a protein of 178 amino acids. Gene Ontology annotation, cellular component: cytoplasm; membrane.